Messenger RNA from Suillus fuscotomentosus, 1037 nucleotides. RefSeq lists its product as uncharacterized. The transcript has 6 exons. The record is from RefSeq and is a predicted model, not a curated record. Lineage: Eukaryota; Fungi; Basidiomycota; Agaricomycetes; Boletales; Suillaceae. The coding region runs from base 309 to 1037 and encodes 242 amino acids.
UUCAAAUUUCGAAGCUUAAGCUUAAGCUUCAACAAUCUCAUACAUUUACCACGGGUGUUUAUGGAAUGUUUCAAUGUGAAAUUCUCCCCUGUCACGUUUCGACUCGAUAGAGCAGUACCACACCAUAACCCUUGGGAAUAUCACAUGUGUGCGCCGGCCGGUUCGAUGUUCUCGCUUCCUACAGUCAUAUUCUCCUCCUUCACUUCAAAGACCUUUCAUGCUGUGUAUUAGCCUGCAAAACCUUUUGGCAUAUGGCCCAGAAUUUCGCCGACAUUUAAUGCGUAUUAGAACUUUAUGCUCAGGACUCCAUGGAGACUCCGGACUGGGUCGACACUUCUAGCAAAAUGCAUUCGUUCAAGAAAUUGGCAUCCAUGUGGCAGUCUGACUUCCAUUUGAAUUCCGUUUUGAAGAAACAGCAGUUGUUGGCAUUAGUCGCAAAUCAUGGUUUUGGAGGUCCUGUCGCGCUCAUGGCAGGUGAUUCUAGUCGUCGAUAUGGCCAUUUUUGUAACAAAGGCCACACAGUCAGAGUGGGGACCCAAUAUCGUGCUCCUGAAUCCGGACAAAGACUGGAAGAACUCCCUGCAGGGGGUUCCUUCUACGUACACAUCCGGGACUUUAAUAGAGCCAUCCCUCGCCUGGAACAUUCUAAUAAUGUCUACAAUUGCAAUUCACCAGGUCGUCUCAUCCGCAGGCUUGGUCGGCUGGCUCAGAUGUGCUUCACACAAGGCGAUGGAGACAUUAUCACGAAUCAUUCUUACACUGUUGCUGUCUGCCCAACGGGAUCGACUUACUUUGCUUUAGCUUGGAUGUUCUACAUGGGCCAAAGCACACAGCCCAGAGCUGCAGCAGACAAAGGAAAUGCAGUCUCGCCGCAAGACGAAUAUCUUAUUCUGUCUAUUGAGCAAGUUGCAGAGACAGCCGAAACACCCCGAAUCGGAAUAGGCAAUCUCCCUGCUCUGGAACCUGUGGUCUCUCUUACCGAACGAGGGGGAUUUUCGGUAGUCGUGGGUGACAAGGCUUGUGGAAUCACCGAAUGA